Molecule: messenger RNA, 1047 nt
Organism: Gilbertella persicaria
Lineage: Eukaryota; Fungi; Mucoromycota; Mucoromycetes; Mucorales; Choanephoraceae
Exons: 4
Coding region: 13-1047 (344 amino acids)
Source: RefSeq, a predicted model, not a curated record
AAAUCCAAAGCUAUGAAGCCUCAAGGAGACAAUAAACAAAUGAAGUUUAGAGGUACUAUUUACACAGAUGGUGUUGCCGUAUCCAUCUUGAAGCAGACCUAUGACAGCAAGAAGAAAGAUUCUGGAGGCGGCAUGCGAAAUGAUAAGAAGACAGAAGAAGACAUUGCUUACAUAGAAAGUCUGUCAACUUGCAAAAAUAAUUAUGUUUUGAUUGACCCCGGACGGCGUGAUAUGUUGUUCUGUAUGCACGAAAGCAGUACCGUUGAAAAGAAAAGAACUUAUCACUAUACGAGAAAUCAAAGGAACAUUGAAACAAAAACAAGAAAGUUCAUGAAACUUUGUGAAAGACUGAAACCAGAGGACGUAAGCAAUGUAGAAGCAAUUCUUUCACGUUUAAAGUCAUCCACAGUCAUAAAAGAUCAAUACGUAGAAUAUAUAAGACAAAAAUCUACCGUGAUUCAAGUUCUUCAGGAAUACUACUCGAAUGAAGACUUGGCUUUAGAAGAACGUAAUACUAAUAUGCUACCAUUUCGAAAGCUAAAACUAUCAAGCUACAUUAAUCGACAGCAAUCUGACAAACGUCUUUGUAAGGAUAUCAGAAAACAUUUUGGCAAUAAUGCUGUUAUUGUUAUUGGUAACUGGUCUGCAGGGAAUGUCAAGUUCCAUGAACCGAUUAGAGAAGUUGGCAUGAGAAGAAUGCUUCAAAAAGAAGGUUUUCUGGUACACCUUAUUGAUGAAUUCAAAACAUCCAGUAUAUGCCCGGUAUGUAAAGGUGAUGUAGACACUUUCAAAGAAGUUGUGAAUCCAAGGCCCUUUAGAAGGGAAAAAUAUCCAACCGUAAAACGUCAUGGUCUUAUAAGUUUAUUGAUAACAUUUGUGUGUCAUCUAGGUCGUCGUCUUUGGAACAGGGACUUACUCGCCACCCUCAACUUUUGUGAGAUUCUCUUUAGUUUACGUGACCACGGUGCAAGACCGAUAUAUUUUCAAAGAUCAGCCAAGCAAACACAAAAAAAGACAACAAAAAAGACAAAGAUCUCUUUCUAUUGA